This is a messenger RNA of Ictalurus furcatus (blue catfish), 861 nucleotides long. Its product is annotated as potassium voltage-gated channel subfamily H member 2-like. The record is from RefSeq and is a predicted model, not a curated record. Lineage: Eukaryota; Metazoa; Chordata; Actinopteri; Siluriformes; Ictaluridae. The coding region runs from base 439 to 861 and encodes 140 amino acids. The transcript has 2 exons.
GAUGCCAUGAAUUCAAGUAUUGCUCAUGUUUCUUGAGCUGUUUUGGAGAUAUUUGAGGGAAUUAUUUAUUUCCAUACUAGAGGUGUAACACAAGGACACUAUCUGUAUCUGUAUAUGUUUAGUGUUUCAGAUAUCUGCAUUAAAUACUGAAAUUAGCAUGACCUAAUCCAGAAGAAUUUAAUUUAAUUUAAUUGCAUUUUUAUUUUAUUAAUGUAAUUAUAUAUUUUUCAUUAAUUAAUAUAAUCAUAUCUGUGUUUAUAUCCAUUAAGAACACAUUACCUGUUCAAUUCAAAUGAUGUAUUCAUAUAAAGUUGCAUCGCUAUUCCCUACAGAGGAAGCUGAUGAGUUAUAAUAGACUUAGAACUACUUAGAAUUAGUUUAGAUGGAAAAUAAUUAUCAAAAGUGUGUUUGUAUGUAUUUUCCAGGUUGGAGACCCGUAUGUCCACAGACAUCAGUGCAAUCAUGCAGUUGCUCCAGAGGCAGAUGACGAUGGUGCCUCCAGCCUACAGCACAGUGUCCUCACCUCCCCAGGCAUCACUGUACCUCGGCUCAAGCCCGGGUCCUGAAGAGUCACUUGUUCAGACUGUCACACCUUUGGAGUCUGAGAGACUAUCCUCACUCUCACAGAUUCUGGACCCUCAGGACUUUGAGGAAUUCCCUGCCAAGUCAUGCGGGUCUCUCCACUUCGUGACGGAGCCCUUAAUUAGCCCAGGAUCCGCCCAUCUGCAGGCUCUGACCAGCUUGGACCACAACGCUGAACCUCCAGACCCUGACACCCAGCGGCGUUUCUCCCUCCAGGAACCACAAACAGUUCUGGACUCACGGACACCGCAAAGACACAGCUCCGAUCCUGGGAGCUAG